This is a messenger RNA of Tachysurus vachellii, 1966 nucleotides long. RefSeq names its product p21 protein (Cdc42/Rac)-activated kinase 1 (gene pak1). Gene Ontology annotation, cellular component: cytoplasm. Gene Ontology annotation, molecular function: ATP binding; protein serine/threonine kinase activity. Gene Ontology annotation, biological process: regulation of MAPK cascade; intracellular signal transduction; regulation of actin cytoskeleton organization. Lineage: Eukaryota; Metazoa; Chordata; Actinopteri; Siluriformes; Bagridae. The coding region runs from base 189 to 1829 and encodes 546 amino acids. The record is from RefSeq and is a predicted model, not a curated record. The transcript has 15 exons.
GUGUGUGUCCCCUCAAAUAAGUACAAUUGUCCAUGAAAAACCUUUGUUUUUGUUGUUUUUUUUUCCUAGGUACCAUUUGUGUGUAUGAGCAUGUGUGUGAGUGUGUUUUAAAAUGACCGGAGUGAUGACGGGACUCUGCUAAAAGUCUCAGCUGGGUAUGAAAUAGCUAGCGGCUCCUGCACUACGUGAUGUCCGAUAACGGAGAAGUGGAAGACAAGCCACCAGCACCGCCCAUGAGGAACACCAGCACCAUGAUGGGAUCCGGGAUCAAAGAGCCGAGCGCAAUGAACCACACCUCCAAACCACUGCCGCCCAAUCCCGAGGACAAGAAGCGCAAGGACCGCUCUAUCCGCUCCAUCCUCACUGGAGGAGGAGAUAAGACUAAUAAAAAGAAGGAGCGUCCGGAGAUAUCUCUGCCGUCAGACUUUGAGCACACCAUCCACGUGGGCUUUGAUGCCGUCACCGGAGAGUUCACUGGUAUGCCAGAGCAGUGGGCUCGUCUGCUCCAGACCUCAAACAUCACCAAGCUGGAGCAGAAGAAAAACCCUCAGGCCGUCCUAGAUGUACUGAAGUUCUACGACUCCAAAGAGACGGCCAACAGCCAGAAGUACAUGAGCUUCACAGAUAAAAGCUUGGACAGUUACAGCUCCUCCAAUGUUCCGAACUCCAAAGCUGUGUCUGAAACCCCCGCCGUAGCAACCGUAUCCGAGGACGAUGACGAGGACGAGGCCACGCCGCCACCCGUGAUCGCUCCACGACCCGAACACACCAAAUCUAUUUAUACCCGUUCAGUAAUUGAGCCCCUGCCUCCCGCCCCUGUGAAAGAUGCACCCCCGUCUCCUGUCUCUCCUCCACCUGCUGAGGGAGGCGGCCCCGCUCCAGCCGCCUCCUCUACCACGCCACGCGCCGCUGACAAGAACCGCAAGAAGAAGAUGUCAGACGAGGAGAUUCUGGAGAAACUGCGGAGUAUUGUUAGUGUGGGUGAUCCUAAGAAGAAAUACACACGCUUUGAGAAGAUUGGCCAGGGGGCGUCUGGAACGGUCUACACGGCAAUAGACAUCGCUACAGGACAAGAGGUGGCCAUCAAGCAGAUGAAUUUGCAGCAGCAGCCCAAAAAGGAGCUCAUCAUCAAUGAGAUUUUGGUCAUGAGGGAAAACAAGAAUCCCAACAUUGUUAAUUACCUGGACAGUUACCUGGUUGGCGACGAGUUGUGGGUGGUGAUGGAGUAUCUGGCUGGAGGCUCUCUGACCGACGUGGUGACGGAGACGUGCAUGGACGAGGCGCAGAUCGCCGCCGUGUGCCGGGAGUGUCUUCAAGCCCUGGAGUUCCUGCACUCCAACCAAGUGAUCCACAGGGACAUCAAGAGCGACAACAUCCUGCUGGGAAUGGACGGCUCUGUCAAACUCACUGAUUUUGGCUUCUGCGCCCAGAUCACCCCUGAACAGAGUAAACGCAGCACCAUGGUCGGCACGCCGUACUGGAUGGCCCCAGAGGUCGUAACUCGCAAGGCUUAUGGACCUAAAGUAGACAUUUGGUCCCUGGGCAUCAUGGCUAUCGAGAUGAUUGAGGGAGAGCCUCCAUACCUCAAUGAGAAUCCUCUGAGGGCGCUGUAUCUUAUUGCCACUAAUGGAACUCCGGAGCUGCAGAACCCCGAGAAGCUGUCGUCAGUUUUCCGAGACUUCCUCAAUCGCUGUUUAGAGAUGGAUGUGGAGAAAAGAGGUUCUGCCAAAGAGCUUCUACAGCAUCAGUUCCUGAAAGUGGCCAAGCCUCUCUCGAGCCUGACGCCACUGAUACUGGCAGCCAAAGAGGCGACCAAGAACAACCGCUAGCUCAGCACGGACGAGCACAGUGCCAUCUGUCUUCUCUCUUCUUCUACCCUAAACUCCCACAGCACACCCAUUAUCCCUACCUGUCUUUUUAUUGGGCAAGGAUCUGUAGAGUUUCUGAUGUCAGGGACAUUGUGUGU